AACACAAAACAUAAACAAAACCGCGUCAGGCAAUUGCAACCGUCGGAUCAAUCUCCAUGUCAUCAAUCCAAGUCAAAAAAUAAAUAAACGGUCCAGAUCAAAUGUUCUACAUAGCUACUCUGAAGAACAAUGAACCGCCUCUAUUCUUUUCUCUCUCUUUCUCUCCUAUCCUUCCUUACCUCAAUUCCAAAAAAUAAUUUCUUUUUAUAUUAUUUUUCAAUUUAAUUCUUAAACUCUUUAACAAAAGUAAACUGAAAAUGAAGGAUUUGGCCGGAGAAGAAGCUACGGAAAUUGAGGAAAUAAUUAAUGAAGAAAUAGUUGAAGAAAUUGACAGUGAAGUUGAAGUUGAAGAAGAUGACGGUGAAGAUGACGACGAUGAUGACGACGUGGAGGAUGAGGAAGAUGAUGACGUGCAGGAGGUUUUUCCGGCGACUGCCGGCGGAGCUAAUCCACCGGUGCAGACGGUAGAUGACGAAGACGAAGAGGAUGAGGACGAUGACGCGGAUGAAGGAGAUGAUGACGGUGAUGACGACGGCGACGGUGAUGAUAGUGAUGAAGAUGAUGACGAUGAAGAAGACGUUGAAGAUGAUGAGGAGGAUGCACCAACGGAAUAUUUGGUUCGACCGGUUGCUAACCCGGGAGACGAAGAAGAUGCUAGUGAUUUUGAACAAGAAGAGAAUGGUGCUGACGAUGAUGCUGGAUCCGAUGAAGAGGAUGAAGAUGAGGACGAUGGUGGGAAGAUUGAGGCACCUUCCAAGAGAAAGAGAUCCAAGAAAGAUGACUCAGACGAUGGUGAUGACGAUGAUGGUGGUGACGAUGACGAGAGACCAUCCAAGAGAUAGGGGUCCAGCCCACUUGGGACAAAAACAUGACACCAACGACAGCGUAGGUCUUUCUCUAGUGAUAUGUAUUAUUUACAGAAAUUUUCUAAAAUACUUUGAAGUCGCAGAUUUCAGGAUAAAUGUAAUUCACCCUUUGUGUAGUUUUCAUGGUGUGCUGUUGGAUAGUUUAUUCACAAUAUGUUGUUGUAGGUUAAGUUACUAAUAAAGUUAGUAGGUAUUGGACAAGAUUUUAAACAUUUGAUCUUAUGUAAUCUUAAUUUUAUUUAGGUUGAUGUUUUUUACUCUUUCAAA
Messenger RNA from Erigeron canadensis, 1133 nucleotides. Its product is annotated as nucleolin-like. The record is from RefSeq and is a predicted model, not a curated record. The coding region runs from base 258 to 842 and encodes 194 amino acids. NCBI's taxonomy places the organism in Eukaryota, Viridiplantae, Streptophyta, Magnoliopsida, Asterales, Asteraceae. The transcript is spliced from 2 exons.